This is a messenger RNA of Mugil cephalus (flathead mullet), 3050 nucleotides long. RefSeq names its product endosulfine alpha b (gene ensab). The record is from RefSeq and is a predicted model, not a curated record. Gene Ontology annotation, molecular function: protein phosphatase inhibitor activity. Gene Ontology annotation, cellular component: cytoplasm. Lineage: Eukaryota; Metazoa; Chordata; Actinopteri; Mugiliformes; Mugilidae. The transcript has 3 exons. The coding region runs from base 144 to 494 and encodes 116 amino acids.
GUUACGCCAUUUUUGUUGGGAAGCAGUCGCGUUCAGAAAAGCAGGAUUAGGUUCAGUGCAGGUACACAAAACGGCACCUUUUCUAAUAAUCUCUUUGAGUUGUCUGGCAAACGGGACAUCUGCUUGUCCAUCACACUCACGCAAUGUCGACAGAAAACCUGGACUCGGACACUCAGGUGGAUUACGAGGACGAAAAACAGGACUCACAGGAGAAGAAUGCCAACCCGGUGAAGGCAGAGGAGGCCAAGCUGAAGGCCAAAUAUCCAGGACUGGGCCAGAAGCCUGGUGGCUCAGAUUUCUUGAUGAAGAGACUACAGAAAGGGCAAAAGUAUUUUGACUCGGGAGACUACAACAUGGCCAAGGCCAAGAUGAAGAACAAGCAGCUUCCUGUGGCGGGACCUGACAAGAACCUGGUGACUGGCGACCACAUCCCCACGCCGCAGGAUUUACCCCAGAGGAAGUCCUCCUUGGUGACCAGCAAGCUAGCUGGCUAGCCUUCAUCAUCACAGAAGCACCUGCAAACCCCCCUGGGACUCCCGGCAAACGUCCCUCCUCCUUCUCACCUGUGUCCCCAAUAUGCCCAACCCCACCCCACACCUGCCCCCUCUUCCAUUUCCAUCCCCAGGCACCACUGGCUUUAACAUAUCGGGCAGAGUUGUAUAAGUUAAAACUCCAUUAGCUUGUAUGUGGGUGGGCCGGGGUGGUAGGGAUGGAGGUUUAGGCGGCCAACAGGGCCGAAGUCUUCUCUGCCUUCCCACCACGCACAGCUCUGCCCCCUCUACGCACUCUGCUCUACCGCCUCCCUUAUAUCUUGGUUUUCAGUGUUCCAAGAUGCAUUACACUAGAUGUGUGUCAUCGGGCAAGGGUUGGAUGGGGUGAGUUAAUGCACUUUGUAUUCUGUAUAGUAUGUUUUGUUCUUUUUCUCCAUUCUGAAUGACACCAAAAUUCUAUGUAAGGGAGUUAGGAAACAUGAUUGCAGCAUGUUCUUUGAUCGUCACUUUCCCUUUCUAUACUGGCUUCAGUGGAAGACAUUGGAUCAUGUAUGUGAAUAACUGCUUGCAUACCAAAUCUGUGCUGUGAGGGGCAGUUAACUUGUCAAAUGGGGACAUUCACUGACACACUAAUGGGGAGUGAAUGGAGUGUUCCUUGCAUCUCACUCAUUUGCCACUUUUUUUGUCAAAUACAACCUGAAGUAAACUUCUGUAGCUCAGCCAAACAGGGAUUUGAAACAGUUUUUUCACUCUCCACUAGUUGCUUUAAUUUCCUUACUCCCUUUGCGCCUCUAAAUAUGCUGCAUGAUUCUAACAAAAACAAAGAAAUGUAACAUUUAACAGGGGUGGAGCAUCUGCCUAGUAGAUAAGAAGCAUCAAAACAAAACACAUCAAUCCCCUCCACAGUCACACUUCCUUCUUUCCUUCCUUCUUUCCUUCCUUUGCUUUUUGCUGUCCUGACAAUCCAUGUACACACGCCCCUGCUUGCAGCCCAGGGCAAGAGCCAGCUGAGUAUAUCCUUGUAAUAUUUUUUUAAAGGCUGGGAACCCUGCCAGUCUCUGGGCUCAGUCUUAGUUUGGUUGCUGUUCAGUUGCAUCAAGACGUGUGUUUACUAUGAGCCUAAAAGAUAUUUGGGGUGGGGGUUAGAAGCACCCCGUAGAGAGUGUAUGCUUCUGUAAAUAAUACUCAAGCACGUAAUUCGUGAUAAGCUUAGCGCUUUGAGGACCAGACCAGCUAGCAUGCCUGAGAGAAGUGGUAGUGCUAAAUCAACUCACUUGGAAUUACAUCCUGGCAUUUCUUUAACAACAAAGCCAAAUUCCACACUGCAGAUAUCAGGCCCAGACUGUGGAUACACUUGGCUUUUCAGUGUUGGUGGGUACAUGUAGUCUUCUGGCUUAAAAUUGCAACGUGAUAGGCAGACUGCAACCCACUCUGCUCUGACGGAAUAUAUUAAGAGUGACGUGACCAUCCAUGUAUGAAAGCCACCUUUGAAACACAGAUUCAAAUCUUAACCUGAUCACAAGAGUUCUGUGAAAAGACAAAGGUAACCACAGCUGUAGCCUUCAUAGUUUUAUCCCACAACAGAACUUGUGCAGUACAAUUUUUGUAGACAUUUGGGACCGACCAAAAGAAUGACGUUGAUUUCUGAUUUUGUGUAGGAGAUUGUUUUCUCCAUGUUUUAACACUUUCAGAAUAUAGAUCACAGUCAGUCAUAGCGAUUACACUGAUAUGUUUCCCGCCUUCACAGAAAUUCAAAUUAUGAAACAGUAACUUUAGAAAAUAAAUUUUACAGCUUUACUUCCCUCAAAAACCUUAGCAGGGGUGUAGACAUACAUCUACGACCAGCGCCUUGUAGAAAAAGUUUGUUCUUUCCACACUGACACAUUACACAGACUGAUCUUUGAUCUCAGGGGUGUCAGAGGGUAAACAGCAUGCAACCUGAUAAGCGCAGCUCCAAUGAACACUAUCGCAGGCUAAAGUGGGACACUGCAAGUCUGUGAGAGCACUCGCUCCAACACUUGGCAAAGCAGAGAGAGAUUUUAUAACACAUGGUUAGGCAGAAAAGUGUGAGUGCUUUUUCUGCACUCAAGUCCCACCUGUUUUCCAUGGUUCAACCUGUGAAGCAGGUCAACGGAGUGAUCACCACAUCUCCAGACUUUGAAUGUGUGCCCUUCACACAUUCAAGAAUCUGAAAUGAAUGCUGGCACUCACUGAGAAUCCGUGUAUAUUUACUGCUUCAGGGAACCUUCACAAACGCACACUCCACCACAUAGGCUAGAUGAUAGGGUGCAUGCACCAUCAAAUUCUGAACCUCAUUUGUUUGUCAUUAAGACUUUAAAAUGUGUCAAAUUUGCUGUGGGUGAACAAGAACUGACCUGUAUGUAUGUGCUUGUUAUGGUGUUGUAUGAAUGCACUACUUUUCUCUGUUCUAGCUAUUGUAAAUAGAAUUCAACAGGAAAUGAUUUUUGUUGUUUCCCACCUGCUUUUCACUCUUUCAUAGCCUGAGCCAUUUCUAAUUCAAUGGCUCGUUUCUCUUUUCAGUUUAACACUACUCUGCUC